Messenger RNA from Rhinocladiella mackenziei CBS 650.93, 1638 nucleotides. RefSeq lists its product as uncharacterized. Gene Ontology annotation, molecular function: protein binding. The record is from RefSeq and is a predicted model, not a curated record. The transcript has 5 exons. Lineage: Eukaryota; Fungi; Ascomycota; Eurotiomycetes; Chaetothyriales; Herpotrichiellaceae. Bases 1 to 1638 code for a protein of 545 amino acids.
AUGUUCCAUGAAGGAGAUAUCCAAAGCGGCAUAGGGCUAGCUCUUCAACAGUCCAAAGCUGUUCUAUGUUUUGUCCAGGACAAUACAGAAACGAGCACGCAAUGGGAAGAGGUCCUGACGGAGGCGCCUAUAGCGUCCGCCGUGUCCUCUCAGGCGGUUGCCUUGCGACUUCAAGCCAGCUCCCAGGAAGCGGGUUUUCUGUCCCCGAUCUGCACGAUAAACAGCACACCAGCAAUUAUUGUGAUCAAGAAUGCGCAGUUGCAAGAGAAUCUCCAGUCUGCCGAGGUGUCAGUCAAGGAAUUAAAGAAUCGAUUGACUUCCGCCUUCGGCGUGCAAAGUGGAGAAGAUGAAACCAUUGAAGACUCUGGGUCUAUGGAGCCCAGCAAUCAGCCGUCCCACACAGUCAACGAGUACCUCGAUUUACAACCCGCUCCGGGACAAAUGAGAUUACCAAACAAUGCCUACGACGCCCUCCGAAACCACACUCAGAAGCUCCUAGACGAGGGAACUUCUCCGUCGGAAGUAUUCCAGACUCAGUUAACAUUGUUGAACAAUAUGCCGAUUUUUCACGAAGAAGUGGAGCGCUUGAGAAGAGGGCCACGCCCUGAACUGUCUGAAUACGCCAGAUCCCGACUUUUACGUCUACCGGCUGUUGGUCUUCGAAUCCCAGGGCAAAACAAAUCUACUUUAGAAUCUGCAACGGGGUCUCAACAGCAGUCGCCUUCCAGGUCUAAUCUUCCCGCACCAGUGAUCCCUGCAGAACGAGAUGAACCACCCUCGCUAGCUCCACGGAGCGAGACCUCUUCCCCUGCUCCAAACCAAACUGAAAUCGACAAACAAAAGGCCCAAAGAGCAGAUUAUAUCAAAAUGCAACGCGAACGAGAACAAAAGCAGCGGGAGGAGCGCGAACGGAUAAAGGCGCAAAUCAAAGCUGAUCGUGAGGAGCGGCGUCGCUUGGAUGAAAUGCGGAAGCAUGACGAGAUGGAACGUUCUACGUCAUCCGCACCGUCCUCAUCUGGUUCGCCAAGGUCGAAGGAAAAGAAGACAGAAGUGAGAGUCCAAGUCCGCACUUUCGACGGCAGCACUCUUCGCUCUACCUUCCCACCGACCUCCACGCUCUCUGCAGAUGUCCGACCGUGGAUCGACUCUAGCUCUAACACGACAGUACCAUACAACUUGAAAUUAAUCCUCACACCCCUGCCGAACCGAAACAUCGAGGCCAGCGAGGAAGAGCGAGAACUCUCUGACCUCGGAAUCGUAGGCAGUUGUACGCUCGUCAUGGUCCCUGUCAGAGGGUAUGUUGAAUCGUACGCCGGCUCAACAUCUGGUAGCCUACUUGGCGCAGCCGUGAGUGGCGGGUAUAACCUCAUCAGCGGGACAGCGGGUUUGGUGUUUGGGGGGAUGAGGAGCCUCCUGGGAUAUAACAAUCCAGCCGGCGAGCCCGAACAGUCUACUGGAACUAGCAGCCCGGGCCGAAGUGGAGAGGGCCAAACGUCAACACAGUCGACGUCGGCGAAGAAAGUCCGCGUCCGUACUCUUGCCGACCAGCGCGCCGAAGCACAGCGAGAUCAGCAGUUCUAUAAUGGUAACCAGCUGAAUUUUGAGCCGAAGAAGGAUGAUGACGACAAGGCUGAUUAA